AUGGCCGAGCGAAACCAGUCAUUCGAGCAUGAGAUUGGCUACAAUUUCAAUUCACAAGCCCUCUUGGAAGAGGCAUUGCGAGCGCCUGGAAACACUACUCCUGGCGAUAAAUCUUUGGUCGGGAACAAGAGGCUCGCGCUUGUUGGGGAUUCCGUUGUAGCAGUAAUGCUUCUGGACCGCUGGUACAAAGGAGGCAGUAGUACCGUCGAGGCUAUUAUAGGCGCCAUUUGGCUUGAUUCUGGAAGAAAUGCAGCUCAAGUCGAUCUUGUCAUGGAGAAAAUGGGUCUCUAUGCUGACUGA
This is a messenger RNA of Penicillium soppii, 300 nucleotides long. RefSeq lists its product as uncharacterized. Gene Ontology annotation, molecular function: ribonuclease III activity. The coding region runs from base 1 to 300 and encodes 99 amino acids. The transcript has 2 exons. Gene Ontology annotation, biological process: RNA processing. NCBI's taxonomy places the organism in Eukaryota, Fungi, Ascomycota, Eurotiomycetes, Eurotiales, Aspergillaceae. The record is from RefSeq and is a predicted model, not a curated record.